This is a messenger RNA of Rhododendron vialii, 1515 nucleotides long. RefSeq names its product mitogen-activated protein kinase kinase 9. The record is from RefSeq and is a predicted model, not a curated record. Gene Ontology annotation, cellular component: cytoplasm. The coding region runs from base 301 to 1257 and encodes 318 amino acids. The transcript has a single exon. Lineage: Eukaryota; Viridiplantae; Streptophyta; Magnoliopsida; Ericales; Ericaceae. Gene Ontology annotation, molecular function: protein serine/threonine kinase activity; ATP binding. Gene Ontology annotation, biological process: protein phosphorylation.
AAACAAACCCCACGUUAGGCAUGGCGUCUAUGGCUUGCGGCCCACCACCACCACUCCCCCCUUCCACGAAUCCACCGUCCUUCUCACUCACAGACGUCACUUAUCCCACUUGCUCCCCUCUCCUUCCCCCCACCCCCACUUUUAUCCUCCAUCCAUCCCCCCAUCUCUCUCCAGUCUCCACUGUAUAUAAUAUAAAGCUACUCAUAUAACCAAAUACUCUACCCUCCUCUCUCUCUCUCUAUCCUCCGACAGUUCUUAUAACUGUCCGAGCUAUUCGGGUCAGUUUACGCACAAUCUCAAAUGGCCUUAGUACGAGACCGUCGCCAUCUGAGUCUCCAACUCCCCUCACAGGAUAUCCUCCCGCGCUUCCCUCUACCCCUCCCUCCCACCACCACCUCCCACUCCUCCGCUACCGCCUCUGCGGCGGACUUCGAGAAGCUUCAAGUCCUCGGCCACGGCAACGGUGGCACGGUCUACAAAGUCCGCCACAAGCACACCUCCAAAACCUACGCCCUCAAGCUAGUCCGCACCAACCUCGACCCCGCCCUCCACCGCCAGGUCCUCCUCGAGCUGGAAAUCCUCCGCCGCGCCACGGACUCCCUGCACGUGGUCCAGUCCCACGGCACGUUCGAGAAGCCGAACGGCGACGUGGCUAUCCUGCUGGAGUACAUGGACGCCGGGACUCUAGACUGCCUCCUGAAAACCGCCGGGACCUUCUCCGAGGACGCCAUCGCCGCCGCGGCGAGGCAGAUCCUCGGCGGCCUCGACUACCUCCACUCGCGCAAGAUCGUGCACCGGGACAUCAAGCCGGCGAAUCUCCUGGUAAACAAGAAGAUGGAGGUGAAGAUAGCGGAUUUCGGCGUGAGCAAGAUUAUGCGCCGCACGCUUGACCCGUGCAAGUCGUACGUCGGCACGUGCGCGUACAUGAGCCCGGAGCGGUUCGACCCGGAAGCUUACGGGGGGAACUACGACGGGUACGCCGGGGACAUAUGGAGCUUCGGGUUGACGUUGAUGGAGCUCUACAUGGGUCGCUUCCCGUUCCUGGAGUCGGGCCAGAGACCCGACUGGGCAACGCUGAUGUGCGCGAUAUGUUUCGGGGAGCCGCCGGGGCUGCCGGAGAGCGCGUCGGCGGAGUUCCGGAGCUUCAUCGGGUGUUGUCUUGAGAAGGAGUCGGGGAAGAGGUGGACGGCGGCUCAGCUCCUGACCCACCCGUUUGUAUCGGGUUUGCCCGAAAAUCAAGGGGCAAAGAAAUAUUGACCCGAAAAAUAGAUCCGUAUCCACUAUCAAUUGGAUCUUCUUGUUGAAAUCAAUUUGGAGGUUGUACAUACAUGAGGGAUUUUUAGCCAUUUGUUGAUUAGAUAAGAACUUUAGAGCGUUCUUUAGUUAAGGAACCGGAUAUGCAGCAUCUCGGUGAUAUUCUUACAAACCAAAUUAAAUGUACAUUGGGUAAUAUAUGAUAUCAUCGCGUUAUGGUGUUCCUAAUUAUCCCAUAAAUCGAUCAAAUUUGUUUAUCCA